This is a messenger RNA of Australozyma saopauloensis, 1668 nucleotides long. Its product is annotated as TATA-binding protein-associated factor TAF7. The coding region runs from base 1 to 1668 and encodes 555 amino acids. Gene Ontology annotation, cellular component: transcription factor TFIID complex. Gene Ontology annotation, biological process: transcription initiation at RNA polymerase II promoter; RNA polymerase II preinitiation complex assembly. The transcript has a single exon. Gene Ontology annotation, molecular function: RNA polymerase II general transcription initiation factor activity. The record is from RefSeq and is a predicted model, not a curated record. Lineage: Eukaryota; Fungi; Ascomycota; Pichiomycetes; Serinales; Metschnikowiaceae.
AUGUCCUUGAAACUCAAACUAAACCUUGGAGGAAACAAGGACCUGAAGAAAAAUGGCGACCAACCGACGCCUGUCAUCAAGUUCAAACCGCCCACGCUAAAAACCGAAGACACGGGAAGUGUUCACAAACCCAAACCUCCAAAGGAAGUCAAGAAACUCAAAAUCAGUCUAGGCCGCGCGGCUCAAGCAGUGGCUGCGGCUGAAUCGGCUGCACCAUCACCUAAGCCUGCUCCUCCUCCAAAAUCAGUACCGAAAUUGCGUAUUAAACCGACUAGAAUCCCUGGUGAAGGCUACGAUAGUGAAGCACCUGAUGUAGAAGAUGAUCCCCUUAUAGAGCAUGGAAUUGCCAUUCGUUUCGUCAAUGAUGCCAACUUGGACUUCGUACAAAGCGCGGUUGAUACCGGCGACUUCUCCAACCUCAACAUUAAAUGGAUUACUCGUGAUAAGGCAGUGGUCAAUGUGAACCUGACAUUAUAUCUGGCCAGGCUAAUAGAUUUGCCCACACUCACGGAGAUAUACAAAACUGUAGAUAAGAAGAACAUUUUCAAGACCAUUGAUAUCAGUCAGAUUUUGUUGGUGCUCCGAACGAUCAACCCUAAGCUGUUGAACAUGGAAAAGGCAUUCGAGGUGCCUGAGGAAUAUACCUAUACCCAUCCGCUAUAUACGCUUUCUGUGAACAACGAGAUCAAAGCCACGAAAACAGUAUUCCGCGAUGGUCUCCUGUCGUCACUCGAAGAUGUGUAUCGCCGGUUUAGACCGCGGAAAACUAACCACAGGCUUAUGACUGAUAUCGAACUGCGCGUGGACGACCUUGUGCGGCGUGAUAACGACGCCGAAGAGAGUCACUAUGAGUACGUUAACCCGAAGAAACAGGCUCAUAAGUUCACUAAUGGCACUGACAGACCAGCACUCAAUUCGACUAUGCUGCGUCCAGAUUUCAACGCCAUGCUGGUGGACUCUCGGCCACCUGCAGAGGAUCAAACAGAUGGCGAAGAGCAAGAAGAAGAGGAUCAACAGGCUCACAAUUUGGAGGCGGACUACGAUAAUGUCUUGGAGCGUGAGUUGAUUGACGUCCUUGACUCCACCUCCAACACCACUGCGGCCACUGUUCUCAUGCAAUCCAAAUUUGGCAAUGAAGAGGGUGAAGCUGAUGCAGAUGAUGGUCAUGCUGAUGAUGACGACGAUGAUGAAGAUGAUGAUGAUGACAAUGACGAUGAUGACGACGACGAGGAUGAUGCUACCAAGGAAGAUAACUCGCGCGCCAAAAAGCUAGAGGAAGAGAUUGUGGAGCUCCAAAAGGCAACCGAAAAACAAAAGCAUUUGUUGGCUACUGCCAGCUACAAGAUGAUGAGAAUGAAAUUCCAGUCGAACUACAAUCACUUGAAGACGCAGCUCGAUCAGAAGAAGAGAGAAUUGAGCAAAGUGCGCGAGCAGCAGCAAAAACAAGCAAACCUCACCAAACCUCAACAUAAACCCACUAUUCCUAACCCCGAGGAGGAAGAGGAAGAAGAGGAAGAAGAAGAUGACGAAGAAGAAGAAGAAGAACCCGAGAGAGACGACCAACCUGAGACUUUGCAGCAAGACUUCGCACCAGAAGCUUUGGAAGCCAUUACCGAAAACAAUUCCAAUGAUGUCGAUGAUUUUGAUGAUUUCCAGGGUCUUUUUUAG